AUGGGUCGAAACAACGAGAGGAAGGCUGCGCGCCAUGCCCGCAUCACUCAAGACUUCUUUGACCAGGUUCCGGAAUCAUCUACUGGAAAUCCGGCCAAGCCAUCUGUCAACCCCUCGUCCAUUUCUUUGCCCACGCAAAUUGAAAAAGCUCUUGACUCCUUUGUCACUGCGAGCGCUGCCAACCCUGCCAAUCGUCGUGUCCUAAGUGCGACCUUCCAAGCGUUUGAUCUGAAGGACGACUACAGACAAGUUGCCUGCUUGCUCGGAGAGCGUAUCUACCACACGUUCGAGAGGAACAAGGACGCUGCUCGAGACCUCCUCACUCACCUCUUUACUACUGCUUACUUGACUAUCAACAAGUCGACUGGCAGGAGAGUGUGGCGUAUCGACAAGGACGUCAAAUUCGAGAUCGUUGAAGCUAUCCACUCCCGGAAACUAAUCGGCCUCUUCACUCACGAGAGACUGCUCAAAAACUCCAAUCCCCCUGCUACCGAAUACGUUAUCGACAGCCCGACCUGCCUCGACGAAUUCGACGUGAUUGGCAUCAUUGUUGACUUCUUCCUGGACUGGUCGGUUGAGUGCGCAGAAUUCCUUCGCCGUCAUCCAGAUCUCAAAGAUCUCGACAUCUCCCUUCCAGAAUACCGUGACCAACACGCUCCCUUUGUCUCCAUCGGCAUCAUCGAAAUCGGCGCUGCUAUCAAAACUGGAAAGUCAAUUGACCUUGACCCUCGACCUCUUGAGUUCUUUAUCGCCGUUAGACUCAAUAAAAUGGCCGAGGAACAGAACCUCUUCAUCCAGGGGAAGCCAAAGAUGGCGACCCGCAAGAACAAGGGUGAGGGCAAAGCGAAGACUACUGAACCCGCCGCCGCUGCCACCGCGAUUGUGCACACUGCCAAGGUUGGCGUGGACAUGCAAGAUGACAACAAACCAGCCUCCAAGUUGGAUCUCGCUACUGAAAGUGCGAAAGACGAAGACAAUGUCACCAAGGAUGACGCUGCCGCCGCUGAACCCACUGUCCCCAAGAUGGAGUCCACUUCUGAGACUGUCAAAGACAAACAGGUCGACAAGCAUGCCACUGCUCCUCCUGUUGCUGACGCUGCAGCUGCAGCUGAAUCCACUGGCACAAAGAUAGCGUCCGCCACUGAAGUCGUCAAAGACACACAUGUCGACAAUCGUGCCACCGCUCUCUCUGACCUUCUCGCUGACCUUGCCACCAACACUAUGGUCCACAGUUCUGACAUUCCUGUCACCUUUGAUGCCGGUGUCGCGAAUCUGACUGCUGAAGCUCGAAAUUUGUCCAUCAACGCUCUCGGCAACGGAGACCAUCCUUUUGGUCUUCGUAAUUAUCGUCCAAGAGCCCCCGCUGCCACCGCAGGAGAUGACAAUCCACUCAGUCUACGUUCACGACUCCCUGCUGCAUCUGUCGUCCACACCGAUAUGGAAACCGACGCUGACGGCCCUCGUCCUGCCCACACUCCUGUCCCUGACGAGGAUCCACACGCUUAUCGUGCUGAGAGAAUUCGUGCGAGACUCCGCCUGCACAACAUUAUUGCCGAUACUGAUGGUCCUCCGAGCGCCCCUAUUAUUAAUGAUCCACGCCAUCGUCGUCAUGAAAGACUUAUGCGUGAGAGACUUAGUGCCCUGGUUACCGACACUGCUGCUCCCACUGCGCCUUCGCCCAUGCCUGCGACCGACUUGGCUGAUCCUUCUGAAUGCACUGCAACUCCUCCCAGCGCUCCUGUUUCCCGCGAGGGUUUACAGGCUCGUCUUGCUGAGGCACCUCGUGCACGCACCAACCAGGCUGCUGCCGCUACUGCCAACUCUUCCAUGCCUGCGACUGACGCCUCUGGUAUUGCCGAACGCACUGCUGGCACUGCUGCUCGUGGUGCUCGUGGUAGUCGCCGUGCUCGCGCUGGCCGUCGCCAUGCUUCCGCAGCAGCUGCCGGAACCCGCAACACUGCCGCUCAGCCACAAGAGACUGCCACCCAGCGCCUUGCCAGGGACAGACUCUACCAGGAACUCCAGGAUCUUGUCAACACCGACUUCCCUAAUGCCGCUGCUCGCCGCACUGCCUUUGCACAGGCCAGACAGCGCCUUCUCCGUUCGGAGACCGUGGCGGCCGCACGUGGCGAACAGCCAUUGCGUGCCACUGCCACCAGAGCGACCCAAGAAGCACUUAACAUCGGGCGUGACGAUGCGUUGAACGCGGCCCGGCAACAACACGCUGCGGAGGCUGCUCGGAUGAGGGCUACCGGAACCGGAACGGAGGCGAAUGCCCGGGCUCGAGAGCAGGGGUUCGGUUUUGACAUUGGUGGGAUGCCUGGGUGGUACGGUCAGUUGGAGGCCAUGCAGAUCCAAGCUCUUCAGCCCAAGAAGGGUGGUGGCAAGAAGGAGGGCGAGGAGGCCGGCGGUGAGGACGAGAAGAAGGAAGAGAAGGAGAAGGAGAAGGGUGGUGACGCCGAGGAGAAGUGA
This is a messenger RNA of Fonsecaea erecta, 2472 nucleotides long. RefSeq lists its product as hypothetical. NCBI's taxonomy places the organism in Eukaryota, Fungi, Ascomycota, Eurotiomycetes, Chaetothyriales, Herpotrichiellaceae. Bases 1 to 2472 code for a protein of 823 amino acids. The transcript is spliced from 2 exons. The record is from RefSeq and is a predicted model, not a curated record.